UGCGCACGGCGCGCGCCGCACAGCUCUCCUUGGAUUGGAUUCGGAGGCACGGAGCUCGUGCCCCCCGCCAGACGGAGAGUGCGCGAGCUUAAGUGAUCACAGGGAGUGAUUUUAUCUCCGGAUGUAACUUGUGGUUUGACUUUUUUUUUUCUUGUUUUUUUAUAAAUGGCUUUAGGUUGAUAGAUUUUUUUUGUUCUGCUUCUUCUUCGUCGAAAUGGUGAUUUUCUACCGUUUCUUAAACGCCAAAAUGAGACACUUGUUGGAUUAAAGGGCCCGGAUGUAGAGACUCGCAGGUGGAUUUCAGCGGAUCCCGGCAGAGAGCGGCGUCUAAAGGUGUCGGACAUGGACUCACACGGGCCUUCGCUCAACCGCAGCCAAUCGCUGGCGAGCGGCCUGGAGAAGUCCUCGCAGACGUGGAAGCGGUCGCACUCUCGCAGCAGCAGCACUCUGUCAUCCUCCAGACAGAUCAUCAAAGACUGGGAAGUGAUCGACGACCUUCAGGUAGAAACGCGGGCGGGAGGCGACAAUCCUCCCGAUACGACCGCUCCGGGCAUCUGUGAGGGAUAUCUCCUCAAGAGGAGGAAGUGGCCGCUGAAAGGUUGGCACAAGCGAUACUUCGUCUUGGAAGUGGGGACCUUGCGUUACUCCAAAAAUCAACAGGAUGUGUCCCGGGGAAGAGUCCAGGGCUCGUUGGACGUCAGCCUGGCCGUCAUGUCCAUCAACAAGAAGUCGAACCGGAUCGACUUGGACGCCGGUGACAUUCUCUAUCACAUGAAGGCGAAGGGCCACGAGCUCUUCUACAUUUGGGUGACCAAGCUCCAAGCCCACCGCCUGUACAAGAAGCACGAGGCGGCGGCGGCUCAGCUCCACGGCGGCUUCCUCCACGCGGCCGGACGCGCUCAGAGAAACGGAGACUUGAGCGCUGCAGGCGUGGCGGAUUCAGCCGGAGCGCCGGCGGGAGCGCCGCCCUCCGGUAGCACCGCUGUGAACAGCAAAGUGUCGGCCUGGCUGCGGCAAAGCCAGGACCCGGACACCUGUGUUCAAGAGCUGAACCGCUGCAAUUUGGACCUUUCCGAGAUAAACCACUUAAUCCAGAGGCUGCAGAUGUUGGAGGCGAGCCCGACUUUGACCAACGGAGACCUGAAGCGCAUCAUCAGCAUUCAGAAUCUCUCGCUCGAGAAGCCGAAGAAGUCGAGGUCGGGAAAGAUCUGGGGCCACUCUCGCACAUUAUCCAGAGUGGAGGCCCUGGGAAUGCUGUCCUCCAGUCACCUGGGCAGCUCGCCUAACCUCGGUGCGUCCGCCUCCUCCAUCCCCGACUUCGUCUUCUCCCAGCUGUCCCCGACUGUCACGUCGCCCGAGGGCAAGAAAAUCCAGCAGGACAUCUGCGCCAUGUCGCUACGAGUGAUUGCUUCCCUGAAGAAAGUGCAUGAAACUCUGUCCCAGGAGAGGCAGAAGCUUCAGGAGGUCUGGGAGACCAACAACAUCCACCAGUCCAACACGUUAGCCGUGCCUGCAGCAGAGAGGCGUCCAUCCCGCGGGCCUCCCUCAGUGGCGGAUUCGGCCGCGGAGUAUUUUGACGCCAGCGAUGACGUCCUUUGUGGAAGUUCUUCUGAGGUGUCCGACGAGUCAGGACUUAGCGACGGGAGCACCACCAACUCUGAGCCAGAGGAAGGACAUGCAUCGGCCACCAGGAAGUACCGCGCGAGCAUUUCCAGGACUCCGAACUGCGUUUCUCCCAAGAGUACCGGCCGGCGAACCACGCUGCCGGCCAACUGCCCCGACAACAGCCACGUGGGCCUCAUGGCGAUCCUCUACAACAACAUAGGUAAAGACCUGGCUCGAGUGUCCAUGCCCGCUCCUCUCAACGAGCCUCUCAACCUGCUGCAGAGGCUGUGUGAGGAGCUGGAGUACAGUGAGCUGCUGGACACCGCCAACCACACGGCAAACCCCUACCAGAGGAUGGUUUACAUUGCUGCUUUCGCCAUCUCCGGUUACGCCUCCGCCACGUUCAGGAACCGCUACAAGCCGUUUAACCCGGUGCUGGGCGAGACCUACGAGUGCGACCGAGAGGACCGGGGCUUUCGCCUCCUCAGCGAGCAGGUCUGCCAUCAUCCCCCCAUCUCUGCCUGCCACGCAGACUCUGAGAACUUCUCCUUUUGGCAAGACCAGCGGUGGAAGAAUAAAUUCUGGGGGAAGUCUCUGGAGAUUCAGCCAACGGGAAUGGUGAACGUCACUUUACCGAGGUUCGGGGACCACUAUGAGUGGAACAAGGUCGUGACCUGCAUCCACAACGUCCUCAGUCAGCAGCGCUACCUGGAGCACUACGGCGAGGUCACCAUCCGCAACCUCAAGAGCAACGUCUGCACCUGCAAGAUAACCUUCGUCAAGUCUCGUUACUGGGGCUCGGACACCAACAGGAACGAGGUGCAGGGCACGGUGGUGGACCAAAGCGGCAGCGUCAUCCACCGGUUCGGCGGCCUGUGGCACGAAGGCAUCUUCUGCGACACUCUGCCCACUCCGAAGUGCGUCUGGAAGCCCAACCCCCAGCCAGAGGACUCCCUGCUGUACUACGGCUUCUCCACCUUCGCCACGGAGCUGAACGAGCUCACCCCCGACCUGAAGCCUCUCCUGCCUCCGUCAGACAGCCGCCUGCGGCCCGACCAAAGGAUGCUGGAGGACGGAGAGGUGGAUGAAGCGGACAGAAAGAAAGACGAUAUCGAGGAGUUCCAGAGGGAGCGGAGGAAAGAACUCGCCAAAAGAGGAGAAGAACACGUUCCGCGGUUCUUCAAGAAAGCCAAAGACUCCUGUGGCCGUGACGUGUGGUUGUCUAACGAUACGUACUGGAAGCUCAGGGAGAAUCCAGGUUUUGCUAAAACUAAAAACACAACCGUGUGGUGACGGCGACGGCGUGGACGA
This is a messenger RNA of Cyclopterus lumpus (lumpfish), 2916 nucleotides long. RefSeq names its product oxysterol binding protein-like 7 (gene osbpl7). Gene Ontology annotation, cellular component: perinuclear endoplasmic reticulum; plasma membrane; intracellular membrane-bounded organelle. The record is from RefSeq and is a predicted model, not a curated record. Bases 343 to 2898 code for a protein of 851 amino acids. NCBI's taxonomy places the organism in Eukaryota, Metazoa, Chordata, Actinopteri, Perciformes, Cyclopteridae. The transcript has 22 exons. Gene Ontology annotation, molecular function: cholesterol binding.